Molecule: messenger RNA, 2072 nt
Organism: Trifolium pratense (red clover)
Lineage: Eukaryota; Viridiplantae; Streptophyta; Magnoliopsida; Fabales; Fabaceae
Product: protein SET DOMAIN GROUP 41
Molecular function (GO): protein binding
Source: RefSeq, a predicted model, not a curated record
UGACAUACUAACGUUGAUUCCAUGGAAAUGGAGAUGAGAUGCAAAGAAGAAAUAGACAUUAGUAUAGACAUAACACCAUAUCUCUUCCCACUCUCUUUCUCUCUCCACAACACACAUCUCCACACUCACUGCUCCUCUUGUUUCUCUCUCUUAACUCCCAAUAAUCCCACAACCAACUCCCAUCCCCCAUUCUACUGCUCCCCUCAAUGCUCAACCGCUCAUUCCUCCAUCCCUCUCUCCUCCGCCGAACACCACCUUCCUUCCUCCACAACCUCCUCCCUCCUCCGCACCGCUCUCCGCCUCCUCCUUCUUUACCCUCACGUCCCUUCCCUCUCGAAUCGAUUCAAUAACUUACUUACUAACCGUCAUUUGCUUACGUGUCAAAACGAUGACGUUUCCGAAACUAUUCGUCUCGGCGGCCGUGCUAUGGCAACUGCAAUUGCGAAGCAGAAUAACGGCGGCGGUGGAUUGAUAGAAUUGAUUGACGAUGAUGCUGUUUUGGAGAUAGCGACUGUUGCUCUAUGUGUUGUGCUAACGAACGCUGUGGAGGUGCACGAUAAUGAAGGAUGCGCACUUGGAAUUGCGGUUUUUGAACAUGCUUUUUCUUGGAUUAAUCAUAGUUGUUCCCCUAAUGCAUGUUACCGUUUCUCAUUCUCCAAUUGUUCUUCUGUGCUUUCUCUUGAAUCAAAACUUUGUAUUGCUCCGUUCACUCACAAUUCUCAACAACUAAAAAUAGAUAGUGAGGUUCUUGGUAGCAGUAGUGAAUUUGCUCAAGAAGGGCGGAUGAUCUGUGGCCCAAGAUUGAUUGUGAGGAGUAUCAAGAGAAUUAAAAAGGGGGAAGAGGUCACUGUAGCAUAUACUGACCUCCUGCAGCCAAAGGAAUUGAGGCAAUCAGAACUAUGGUCAAAGUAUCGGUUUAUUUGUUGCUGCAAACGAUGUAGUUCUCAGCCCUUCACAUAUGUGGAUCAUGCAUUGCAAGAAAUAUCUGUUUUCAGUGGAGAUUCAUCUGUUUUACGUUCCAAUUACAAGUUCUGCAGAGACACGGCUGAUAGAAGAUUGACCGAUUCAAUUGAAGAUGUUAUAUCAGAGUACCUUUUAGUUGGUGAUUCUGUGACUUGUUGUGAGAACCUUGAGAAGAUUCUUAUCGAAGGUCUAAAUGAUGAGAAGCUAGAGGGAAAUGAAAGAAAAUCACAUUUUAAAUUUACGCUGCAUCUUCUUCACCACCUCUCUUUAAGUUCCUAUACAACACUAGCUUCAGCAUAUAAAGUGCGCGCUAGUGAUUUAUUAUCUGUAGAUUCUGAAAUGGAUCUUAACCAAUCAAAAGCUUUUCAUAUGAGCAGGACCAGUGCUGCAUAUUUUUUGUUACUGGCAGGUGCAGCUCAUCAUCUCUUCAUUUCCGAAUCAUCGCUUAUCGCGUCAGUUGCCAAUUUCUGGAUAGGAGCUGGUGAAUCUUUGUUAACUCUUACCAGAAAUUCAGAGUGGAGUAAGUUUGUUAAUUUUGAUUCGGUUCUGUCAAACCUUGCUUCCGACACAAAUUUUGAAUGCUCUAAGUGUUCAUUAAUGGAUAGAUUUAAAGCAUGUACAUUAAAUGGUCAAAUCAAAAGUGAAGAAUUUGAGAAUGUAUCAAACGACUUUAUUCAUUGUGUCUCAGAUAUUACUCCUAAAGUUUGGAGUUUCCUUGUCUAUGGUUGCCAUUUUUUAAAAUCAUGUAAAGACCCUAUCAAUUACAAUUGGCUAACGUCUUUCGAAAGUGACUCAUGUUACACUCAUGAAUCUGAGAAUGUCAUCGGUGUUAGCGAACGGGCUUACAAUGAUCAAACAGGAGCACACAUUCUUCAACUUGGUGAACACUGCUUAACAUAUGGAAGAUUAUUGGCUUGUAUAUGUUAUGGUCCCCAUUCCCAGUUGGUUUCUCAUGUUCAAAAUAUUAUAGAUCAUUAAAAUAUAUUUUUAUUUUCAAGAAGAAUUCUGAUGUACAUAUGACAGCUUGUGAAAAAUUUGGUGUGACCAUGAAAUAAGAUUCUUUCAUUCUUUUAUGUUGAAAGCUGCUCAUGGCUUUGUUAUCAAGAUGA